Messenger RNA from Amphibalanus amphitrite, 823 nucleotides. RefSeq lists its product as uncharacterized. The transcript has 2 exons. NCBI's taxonomy places the organism in Eukaryota, Metazoa, Arthropoda, Thecostraca, Balanomorpha, Balanidae. The record is from RefSeq and is a predicted model, not a curated record. The coding region runs from base 66 to 665 and encodes 199 amino acids.
GCAUUGCAGCAGCGGAUCGAUAUAUAAGCGUUGUGCUGUAGCAGAGGCGACAUCAUUUGCCAGCCAUGGAGCUCCAGAGCGCAGUCAAACUGCUGAUCGUCGGUCAGGCGCUGGCUCUGGCCGCCGCUGCCGUGGACAACUCCACGGAGACGGAAGAGCUGGUCUUUAACACCACGACGUACAGCGCCUCAGCCCCGAGUCCGGAGCUGUUCAAAGUUGGCGGCGACCGCAUCGACAUGGAGGCGGAGGGCUGCUUCAACUUCGGCAGCAUGCUGUGCUGCUACAACACGGCUGUGCCGGACAGCCUCAGCGCCGCCCGCGUCUGCCAGCAGUUCUCCGGGGCGAGCUGCUGCUACCUGCUGCCGGGCCGCGACCAGUACCCGCGUCUGCCGGCGGACCUGGUGCCGCUGCUGCCGACUCUGACACAGAGCGGCCAGUGCGAGCAGCGCAGGCGCGGCCGGCGCGUGCUGCACUGCUGCCGCGGCGCCGAGCCCUCCGAUCCGAACCCCGACACUCAGGCGACACGCAUCUGCACCGACGUGGGCGACAUGCGCUGCUGCUAUCAUCCGUUCGCCGGCAUCGACUUCGGCGUGGUGAUACGGGGCUCUACAGAGAACGGGGGCUCUGUCCUGGGUGUCAGCGUCAAGAGUGGGGCAGAGGAAUAGCAAGCGAUAUACAGGGCUUUACCUUAUGUGAUGUUUUUUUCUGGUUACCUCCGAGUGAUGAGCAUAAUAACGACUGAGUUUUUUAGUGUUUCAUUAGUGUUCAUUUCAUGAAGGCUCAACCUUCAUGGCAUUUCGACAAAUAAAAUGAAUAAAUAACG